AUGCAUUCAUCAUUUAUAUUUUUAACGAUUUUAAUUUUUUGUAUUAACGAUGGUUUAACAAUCAAUUGUUCUAAAUCGUCGGCAAAAUGGUGUCGAAAUAAAAAAAUUGCUCGAGUUUGUGGUAUAACUGAACAGUGUAAAAAUUCUGUUUGGAAAAAGCAGAAUCAGAAUGGCAAAGUCAAUUUUACACUUUAUUAUGAAACACUUUGUCCCGACUGUCGACAAUUUAUGACAACAGAACUUUGGAAAGCAUAUCAAACGAUUUCCGACAUUGUCAAUAUCACGAUCGUACCUUAUGGAAAUGCACGUGAAACAUAUGAACCCAAAACGGAUCUUUAUCAAUUUAUUUGUCAACAUGGUCCCAAUGAAUGUUUAGGAAAUUUGAUUCAUACUUGUGUUCUUAAUUAUUAUCCUACUAUUGAUCAAUAUAUGCCAUUUGUUUAUUGUACUGAAUCGACCGCAGGUGAUGUGCCAACUGUUGCUAUGCAGUGUGCACAGCAAUCGAAAAUUGACUUCAAUAAAAUUGACGCAUGCACUAAGAGUAAAUUAGGCAACCAAUUGCAACAUAUAUAUGCUACUCAAACAGAUAGUCUUCAACCACCACAUAAAUAUGUACCUUGGAUAACCGUCAAUGAUAAACAUACGGAAAUAAUGCAGCAUGAAGCAGAGAAAGAUUUAAUUAAACUUAUAUGCAAAUCUUAUAAAGGUUCAAAUCCACCGGCUGAAUGCAAGAAACACCUAUAA
Rotaria socialis is the source of this 744-nucleotide messenger RNA. The record is from the annotation of a GenBank genome assembly. Lineage: Eukaryota; Metazoa; Rotifera; Eurotatoria; Philodinida; Philodinidae.